This is a messenger RNA of Vicia villosa (hairy vetch), 1338 nucleotides long. RefSeq lists its product as uncharacterized. The record is from RefSeq and is a predicted model, not a curated record. The transcript has a single exon. Lineage: Eukaryota; Viridiplantae; Streptophyta; Magnoliopsida; Fabales; Fabaceae. The coding region runs from base 240 to 1100 and encodes 286 amino acids.
ACUCAUACACUCAAACCCUUUUAGUUUUACAAACUGAGCCUUAGGCACGGGAAGGAACUGAACGAUGAUACAAUGCUUAACAUCCAUCCCUACUUUUUCACAAAUCUUAUGAAUCUGAUUCCACAAUCACAAGGGAAUCUUCACCGUUUAUUUCCUUCAAAGUCACUACUAUUCUCAGUUUCACCAAUUCUUUUUUAUCCUAUAAUGUUUAAACAAUUUUACAUUUUUUUCCUCAUAUAAUGAUAGGCCAGUUUCAGCUCUUGCAGAUGAUCCCUCCAAAUUACGCCGUUUCGUCGCACCGCCAACCACCUCACUUGCCGCUAAAUUCGGCUGUGUUAUCUCGACCUCCAAAAUUCAAUGACCAUCAGCCGUGUCUCGUGAAUUACACAAAUCGGGUUAAAUGGAACGGAAACAAACCCAAGAGACGCAAUGACAAACGCCGUGUAAACUCUAAUGAUUCAUCGGAGACAAACCGAUUCACUGGAAAGGUUCGAAAAUUUCACUUUCCAAAGAGGAGGUUUACCAGCGGCGGACGUAUGCCCGCUCCGUUCGCGCCGUGCAAUACGACGUCGUUCAUAAUCCGCGCGAAGAAGUCUGGCGGUAUAGCUUCUCUGGUCUCUCCUUGUGCGAGGACUCCAGCGAUCUUGACAACCCCGAUACUGUCUCCGUCGACAGAGGUGGUUGUAGAGAUGGCAAAGGAAAAGUGGGGAGUUGACGGAUAUGGCACGAUGAAUGGCUUAAUUCGUGUUCGGUCAAGGAAAGAAAGUUCUAACGAAACAGAAAACAAUGACAGUGAACAAUUUGAAGUUGAGAAGACAUUGAACACUCACUUGAGAAGAUUUGAGAUGAUAUGUCCAAGUGAGUAUAGUUUAGAGAAUAGGGUUGACGAACAGGAAUUAAAAAUUUCUCGUCUUGAAGAACAUAAUUUAACUCUUAAAGAAAGAGUUUUUCUCAUUGAAAGGGAAUUGAAUGAGUUGAGACGACGUGUUUUAUGCUUGGAGACGGAGGGAAUUAGAUUGCAGGAUUUCAAUAGGGAAGAUGUUUGCUCCGAUAAAAGUGUCAGUGAUGACGGCGAGAGUGAUGACAAGGGUGAUUGUUAAACUAACACUGUCAAUUAAAUGUAUACCGAUUGUGUCUUGUGGGAAUGUUUAAUGGAUUUUGCAAAUGAGUAUUAAUAGUUUAGUGGAGCAUAGUCUUAUUUAGUUAUUGUUGUUGAUUUGAACUUAACUCUAAAGAUGUUGUGUCUUGUGGGUUUAGUCAAUUUGGACUUCAAAUUAACAUUGAAUAAGAAUUCAAAAAUGCUUUGUAAUGUCUCGUUAAACAGUUGGUUUGAACUUA